CCAUCUUCACAAUUUUUUCCACACGGCAAAAAUGAAGCUUCAUAUAAAGUCAACAUAAGCCUGCCAGACUAUACCACAACGGCAAAACCAGCCACCAUUCACACUACCCACCUCCUCCUCCUCCUCCACCACCUCCUCCUCUUACUGGCCGGCCGCAGCCGCCAUAUGGCGCUACCUCGCCAUGAAUUCUCUCUCUUUCUCCUCUGUUUCUUCACAUUAACCAUCGUUGCUCAAUCAAAACUCAGUCUUCUCCCCUCUGACCAUGAGGCCCUCUUGCACAUCCACAAUGACUUAGGCAUCAAGCCUACUCCGGCUGUCGAUCUCUGCGACUCCGGCAGAGUUCUCUGCGAACGACGAAUCAUGAACGAUUCCUACGUUCUUAGAGUUGUCGGGAUUGUCAUCGAAUCCCAACAGCUCAAUGGAAAAAUAUCUACAGCCAUUGGCCAGCUCUCUGAGCUAAAAGAACUUUCAUUGCCAAACAACCAGAUUUCUAACCAAAUCCCACCUCAAAUCAUCCACUGCCACAAACUCCAGGUGCUGAACCUCGGAAACAAUCUGUUAUCUGGAAACGUCCCAGCCGGAUUCUCUGCGUUGAUUAGCCUCCGAAUCCUGGAUCUAUCCUCAAACAAGUUUGCAGGGGAAUUGAUAUUCUUGAAGCACCUCCCCAAUCUGGAAAAGCUCAACCUUGCAAACAAUAAAUUUGCAGGGAAAGUGCCAGUUUCAAUGAGAGGGUUUCGGAACCUCAGGUUCAUCAACGUCUCCGGCAACAGCUUGCUUGAUGACCCAGUUCAGUCAACGAAUGUUCAGCUUGAUCAGUACUUGUCUAUGGAUUUGGCUGAGGAGGAGAAAAGCCCGAAGCGGUAUGUGUUUGCGGAGACCUCGGAGAGAAACCAAUCCAAUCCGGCCAUGGCGCCUUCUUCUUCGAGCAUGGCUAAUGCUCAAGCCCCAUCACCAUCAGCAACAACUGCAAAUAAUAAGCGAAAGAACAACAAGAAGAAGAAAGUGACAGACUGGGUUCUUGGAUUCAUGGCUGGGAUUCUAGCAGGCUGUGUGUCUGGAUUGGUAUUCUCCACGGUUUUCAAGCUGUUGAUGCGCUUAAUACGAGCAAACAGCAAAGACACGAGCUUGAAGAUAUACAGCUCGAUGAUCAAGAAGCCCGAAGACUUGGCGUUUCUGGAAAAAGAAGAUGGAUUGCAAUCACUUGAAGUUAUAGGGAGAGGUGGCUGUGGGGAAGUUUAUAGAGCUGCUUUACCUGGAAGCGACGGGAAAGAAAUUGCAGUCAAGAAGAUAAUUCAAUUGCCUACAGAUGCAGAAGGUGGCGUGAAUGAAGAAGACAGCAAGCUCUUAACCAAAAAGAUCCGACAGAUUAGGUCUGAGAUUCAAACCAUGGGCCAAAUCAGGCACCGCAAUUUGCUCUCCCUGCUAGCUUAUCUGCCACGGCCCAAUUGCCAUUACCUGGUGUAUGAAUACAUGAGGAAUGGCAGUCUGCAAGAUUACAUGAAAUUAGUAUCAGAAGGAAAAAGAGAAUUAGAUUGGCCAGCACGAUAUAGGAUCGCAGUAGGGGUGGCAGCAGGGCUGGAGUACCUUCAUCUGCAUCAAAACCCUCGCAUAAUCCACAGAGACUUGAAACCCGCAAACGUGCUGCUGGACGAUGAGAUGGAAGCCCGAAUUGCAGAUUUCGGGCUGGCAAAAGCUGUCCCUGAAGCUCACACUCAUGUCUCAACCUCAAAUGUAGCAGGAACAGUGGGGUAUAUAGCUCCUGAGUAUUACCAAACUUUCAAGUUCACGGAGAAGUGUGACAUUUACAGCUUCGGCGUGCUGCUUGGCGGGCUGGUCAUUGGGAAGAUGCCAUCUGAUGAGUUCUUCCAGCACACAGACGAGACGGGAUUGGUGCAAUGGAUGAGGAACGUGAUGGCCUCUGAAGACCCAAAGAGGGCGAUCGAUCCAAACCUCCUAGGAAAUGGCUUUGAGGAGCAGAUGCUCUUAGUUCUCAAGGUUGCCUGCUUCUGCACUCUGGAUAAUCCUAAGGAGAGGCCAGACAGUAAGAAUGCUCGAUGCAUGUUAUCGCAGAUUAAGAGUGAUUGAUGUGAGACAAACCAAAUUAUCUGCCAGUUUAUCCACACAGAUGCAUAUUAAGAAGAUUUCAAUUCUGUCCAGUGUAAGAUGUGUGAAAGUCUUUUUUAGGUUCAGUUUAUCAGUAUAGUUCGACAUGCUCAUGUACUAUGAUGGUCAAGUCCUUUAUCUAAGCAAUUUAUGGGUAACAUGUUACAAA
Molecule: messenger RNA, 2272 nt
Organism: Salvia hispanica
Lineage: Eukaryota; Viridiplantae; Streptophyta; Magnoliopsida; Lamiales; Lamiaceae
Source: RefSeq, a predicted model, not a curated record